Molecule: messenger RNA, 1959 nt
Organism: Trifolium pratense (red clover)
Lineage: Eukaryota; Viridiplantae; Streptophyta; Magnoliopsida; Fabales; Fabaceae
Product: protein DETOXIFICATION 12-like
Exons: 6
Coding region: 86-1663 (525 amino acids)
Biological process (GO): xenobiotic detoxification by transmembrane export across the plasma membrane
Cellular component (GO): membrane
Molecular function (GO): xenobiotic transmembrane transporter activity; antiporter activity
Source: RefSeq, a predicted model, not a curated record
ACGUGUCAUAUAUACAUACAUUACCGACUCUUAUAUUAUACACCUCUCUCGCUCUCUCUAAUCUCAAUCGAUUUCCUUCUUCAAAAUGGGUGAAGAGAGAAACAUGAUGGAAGAGAGUCUAUUAGCAAAAGUACAAAUUGAUUCAAAAACAGAGAGUGGUGAUGAAGAAGAACAGAGGAAGAAGAGAAUAAUUAGUUGGGAUAUUUACAUGGAAGAAAUGACGAGGAUUUGUUACAUAUCAGGGCCUAUGGUAGCUGUAGUAUUAUCAACUAAACUGUUGCAAGUUGUUUCAACUAUGAUUGUUGGUCACUUAGGUGAACUCUAUCUCUCUAGCGCCGCCUUAUCUAUUUCCUUCACCGGUGUCACUGGUUUCAGCUUCUUGCUGGGAAUGGCUAGUGGACUAGAAACAACAUGUGGACAAGCUUAUGGAGCUAAACAAUAUCAAAGAAUAGGAAUGCAAACAUACACAGCUAUAUUUUCUCUCAUAUUAGUUUGUAUUCCACUCUCUUUCAUUUUGAUCAACAUUGAAAACAUACUAGUUUUUACAGGACAAGACCCUUUAAUUGCACAUGAAGCAGGAAGAUUCACAAUUUGGCUUCUUCCAGCAGUUUUUGCUUAUGCAAUAUUGCAACCACUAGUUAGAUAUUUUCAAAUACAAAGCUUGCUUUUUCCAAUGCUUUUAAGCUCUUGUGUCACUCUUGGUAUCCAUGUACCUCUUUGUUGGGCUUUGGUAUUCAAGACAGGGUUAGGUAAUGUUGGUGGUGCAAUAUCAAUGAGCAUUUCCAUUUGGUUGAAUGUAAUUUUUCUUGGAUUAUAUAUGAGAUUCUCUUCUGCGUGUGCAAAAACUAGAGCGCCGAUUUCUAUGGAACUAUUUCAAGGAAUUUGGGAGUUUUUUCGCUUUGCCAUACCUUCCGCAGUAAUGAUUUGCCUUGAAUGGUGGUCCUUUGAGCUAAUGGUCUUGCUCUCUGGGCUGUUACCAAAUCCACAACUUGAAACUUCUGUUCUAUCUGUUUGGUAUGUUGGCUAUCAUUUUUUUACUAAUGUUCCAUCAAUCAUAUUGUUUGUGUCAUUUUUGCUAACUCUUUCAUUUUUGUAUAGUCUAAAUACCAUUGCAACUCUCUAUACAAUACCAUUUGGAAUUGGUGCUGCAGCAAGCACAAGAGUUUCAAAUGAAUUAGGAGCUGGGAAUCCAUUUGAAGCACGCAUCGCUGUAUUGGCUGCUAUGUCACUUUCACUCAUUGAAACAAGUAUUGUGAGUUCAACCCUAAUUGCAUGCAGGCAUGUUUAUGGUUACAUUUUCAGUAAUGAUAAAGAAGUUGUUGAUUAUGUCACUGUCAUGGCUCCUCUAGUUUCUUUGUCUGUUAUAUUCGACAGCGUACAAGGCGUUCUCUCAGGGGUUGCUAGAGGUUGUGGAUGGCAACACCUAGGAGUAUAUGUCAAUCUAGGGGCCUUCUAUCUCUGUGGGAUUCCUGCUGCUGCUGCAUUGGCAUUUUGGGUUCAAGUGGGAGGAAAAGGGCUUUGGAUUGGCAUACAAGUUGGUGCUUUUGUUCAAUGUGUUCUUCUUUCCAUCAUAACAUGUUGUAUAAAUUGGGAGCAACUGGCAAUGAAGGCUAGACAAAGGUUGUUUGAUGUUCAAUUUUCAGCAGAGGAUAGACUUGUAUAAUAUGAGUGAAGGCCAAAUUUGUUUAGGGGAUCAAAUUUGUUAUAGUAUCCUGAAGCAUGUGGCUAAGCGAGCUAUAGCGAGGAGUGAAUAGUGUUUUUUGACUCAGCGAGCUAAGCCUGGCUUAGCGAGCACUAUAGAAGUUAGUUUUCUGUUAUGACAGUUAGAGUCAAAGUUUGUUAGGAAGUUAUUAACUUUGUUUACGGUUGUCAAGUAGUUAUGUUUGUUACUUGGAUCAUAAGUAACCUUGGUUGUAGUAUAAAUUGAAUGAAAUCAUAACUUUUCCCUCUUAUCUCUUA